AUGCUCCAAUUUGACUUCAACUCCGUCCUUUCCGAAAGACUUCGAGGGAAUCUCGUUCUACCCGUUGCUUUGGCCACUGCGUGCUUAGGAGUGGGCUACCUUUGUUUGAGCUCUUCUCGUCGCAAGAGGCUGCCCUUUCCCCCUGGUCCCCGUGGUUUACCAAUUGUUGGCAAUGCGUUCGACGUCCCCGAGAAGGAAUUCUGGCUGAAGCACAAGGAAUGGUCUGAUGAAUAUGGCUCUGACGUGAUCUAUCUCAAUAUGCUCGGCACCCCUGUCGUCGUUCUCAAUUCGCACAAGGCGGUGAAGGAGCUGCUAGAGCAGCGGUCCGCCAUUUACUCGUCUCGGCCGAAUAUGCCCAUGCUGAACGACUUGAUCGGCUUCUCGUGGCACUUUGGGUUCAUGGAAUAUGGAAGUAAAUGGAAGGAGAGAAGACAAUUGUUCCAGCGAGUCCUCAGUCCGAACCAUGCACAGCGGUACAGACCAUCGUUCUUGGUCACCAUCAAAACACUACUCAACCAGUUGUUGGAUGACCCUGAUCAUUUCCUCGAGCACGGUCGAAGACUAUCGGGAUCCUUCAUCCUCAACGUCACUUAUGGCCUGGAAAUCAAAUCCGACGAUGACAUCUACAUCCUCCAAGCGGAGCGCGGUAUGCAGGCAAUGGCUGCAGCAGGAACCGCCAGCACGUUCUUGGUCGAUUUCUUGCCUUCCUUGAAGUACGUGCCCUCCUGGUUCCCCGGAGCUGGGUUUAGGCGCCACGCAAAGGAGUGGAGCAAACAUGUGUUCGCUAUGGCCGACAGCCCUUUCCAGUAUGUCAAAGGCGCUAUGGCUUCAGGAACGGCCGAACCUUGCGCUGCUGUGGACCUUUUGGAAGGAUUAGAUACAGACGAUCCAGAAAACUUGAAACACAGGGAAGAGGUCAUUCGAGACGCUUUGGCAGCAGCCUAUGCCGCUGGCUCAGAUACCACAUUGUCUCAACCAGCGCGGUUGCUUCCAGCAAUGAAGACGCUUGAGGGUGGGGCGAGAGGGGGCUACAUGCAUGAGCCUGUCCAGGUGAGUCUCAACUCGAGCGUGCUUACCAGCAUCCCUCCCAUACUUUUGCUUUCGACAAUGGAGCUAUCCGCUCUAGCAACUAUCGCUAGCAACCACACCAUCCUUGCUCGCCUACCGCUCACUACUAUCUCAAAAUUCUUCACCAUCGUCAACAUCGCUCGACCUACAAUCCAGUUCACCCGCCGUGACACCAAUUUGGACGAACCGCCUUUGGAAUUGUCAAGGAAGCUCAUUUCUCUGUUCGCCCACCUUCUGGGGGUCGACGAGAUUUGCGUGAUCGAGUGUUGGAAGGUUUUCCGGGAAGAGGCGUGGAGGGAGGCAUCCGGGAUUGAGCCCGACCUGGCGUUCAUUGCAGAGUACAACAAAGCAGCACUGCCUUUGGAUAUGGCCUACCACAUGGUAUAUCCCCCUGUGCGCGCGUGCCUUGAUCCAACUUGCCAGCAGUACUCCAGAGACCAGAGCGAGAAGACUUUAUCCGACCCUACCCUUGUUAAGGGCUCCCUUUUCACUGCCCACAGUGGUGCAUUCCCCAUCGUUUCCACUUCGUUGUACUGCCGGUGCUGUCGACGACGGUAUUACUCAAAUUACUUCGUGGACCGGAAGGACGAAACUCGACAGUACUACAGAGGAGUCCCUGAUAUCAUCCAAGUCUCAAUGCACUACUUCCUCGAGUCCGAGCUUUUGGAGAUUUUUGCUACAAGCCACACAUUUGCUUGGGUAUCGUCCCAGAACUCCGCGAGAAUCUAUAAUCUUGCUUUGGGGAAGCCCCUAGCCCAUAUUCUCAACAACGCAAUGGCUUACGGUGCUGUAUAUGAUUCUACGAAAGCAUCACAACCAACAUUCAGCUGGCCUUACCCACUCACACUCCGCCCUGAAGAUGCCCUAGAUGGCUUCUUUCUUUAUUCGUUACUACUCUAUCACGCCGAAGAGAAGGCAUCCCUAACCCUUCCCAACAAUCCAUCACUCUCAGCACGAGAACGCCUUCGUUAUGCACUGCAAGACCGCAAUGACGCCAUGCAGGGAGUUGGGCAGGAUGAUUAUCUUCAUGCAUGCGACCUCUGUUACAAGGUUAUCAAGGGGGAAGAUGGAACUCUACGGAAGAUGCAUGCGGCUGUCUGCGAUGGGAUUACGUUGGGCCAUCCAUGCUGCGGUGUUCAUGGCUGUCAAACACCUCUAGACUCCCAGCGUGAUCGUUAUUGCCCCGACCACCGCGCUCUAGAAGCAUUGUGUGCCAUCGACGACUGUUCCCAACCUGUCGAACCUGGAUUCCGCACCUGUUCUCAACAGGGGCAUCGUCGCCUAGAAGAGAAGUACCGGGAAAAGGGAACAGCGAUGUUUCAGCUUCAGGACCGUCUUCAGAAGGCACGAAUAUCGACCCCUUCGGAUUCUGUCCCCCUAGACAACCCCGCCAAUAUCUCCACCAACGACAUCGAGCUUGAUGAGGAAGAAGCACUUCCGGAAUGCGAUGGGAAGGCGGAUGUGGGGAAGCAGAAGCUCAAGUCGCACUUUGGGCGACGAUGGACACAUAAUGAGCAGCUUGUCAUGCGACCGUGUGGUCUGAUACUGGCACGGGGAACGCUGUAUGGUGCAGAGUCCGUCGCUUCGGUUAAUGACAUUCUUAAAGCGACAUUCCCUACACCCUCCUCCACCCCCGAACAUCUGUUUUUUGACAAUAACUGCAAACUUCUACGGCACUUAAAGGCGACCAACGACUCACACUUCGCCAACACUGCAAUGCCUGUCGACGUGUUCCACUUCAAGACGAAGCACAAGGUGACCGAUAGCGUCUGUCAAGAAUUUUGCAACCCUGCAGCAUAUCCCGAACUUAUUGCAGGCCCCGGAAAGUGGCUCUUCAACAGCUCCAUUUGCGAGCAGACAAAUGUCUGGCUGGGAGGCUUUCAGGCUAUUCUCCGUGACAUGGAAGGGGUGAGGUAUAACUUUUAUCUGGAUGAGGUUAUUCGACGCCGGAAUCGAUACGUAAUUUCAGAGUUGUCUCGAAAGGGACAUCAUCCCUGGGUAGUGCCUUACGAUGAAUUCUUUUUCGCCCCCAUUGUACGUUGAUAGACUUAAUUAGCUUUUCUUUUUCACACUCUGUUUUCAAGCAC
Coprinopsis cinerea okayama7#130 is the source of this 3155-nucleotide messenger RNA. Its product is annotated as cytochrome P450. The record is from RefSeq and is a predicted model, not a curated record. Gene Ontology annotation, molecular function: monooxygenase activity; heme binding; oxidoreductase activity, acting on paired donors, with incorporation or reduction of molecular oxygen. Bases 1 to 3111 code for a protein of 1036 amino acids. The transcript is spliced from 14 exons. NCBI's taxonomy places the organism in Eukaryota, Fungi, Basidiomycota, Agaricomycetes, Agaricales, Psathyrellaceae.